Molecule: messenger RNA, 1128 nt
Organism: Pyrenophora tritici-repentis Pt-1C-BFP
Lineage: Eukaryota; Fungi; Ascomycota; Dothideomycetes; Pleosporales; Pleosporaceae
Source: RefSeq, a predicted model, not a curated record
AUGGCACAAGUCCAAGUGCAGGCGGGGGGGAAGCUUCAUGCGGCUUGCGAUGAGUGCCGCACACGAAAGCUGAAAUGCUCCGGCAAUACUCCCAAAUGUGAACGCUGCAAUAGAGAGAAGAUAGACUGCAUCUACUCGCCGCAAAAGCAAAUGGGUCGACCCAGGAAGAGGAUGAGGGAGAGCGAAGCCGUUGAAGCUGCCCAUUUGCCUGUGCCUGUGCAUCCUGACACUAUGAACAACUUCGCUGAUAUGCCAAACUUUGCGGAUUUCCAUAAUCGGAUUUCCAUGCCGGCUUUGCAGGAUACUCAGUCGUCGAAUGGCUCCUCAGGACAUGGGGCCGUGACUCCAGCACAAUACAACUUCACCUUUUCGGAUCCGUUCGGAUUGCCCUAUUUGCCCAUCGCCGCAUACACGACGGACCCGACCAUCGACCCGUCCCUCUGGAACUUGCAGUCUGGUGUUCAGGCUAAUCACCCCGACGACCCCAUCCAGGAAAACACAGGAAGAUGCACAUGUCUCACAACCACCUGGCUAAUACUCACUGAGUUACAAUCCAUUGUGUCCUUUCCUUUUCCCCAAGUCAUUAUACCCCUGCGCAAAGCACAGUCGGUGCUCUCAGGCCUGAUCCACUGCACGGAAUGCCCCAAGGAAGCAUACAGCGCAAUCCAAAACGUGCAGUCUAUUAUUUCCCUCAUGAAGGCCAUAGUCGAGCGUUUCAACAAAGUCCUCAUGGAAGUCGACCGCGAAGCAGCUCGCCUGGAAGCUAUAGGCGAGAGAAAACCAUACCGCAUUGGCGACAACAAUCCUGCUUUGUUUCACUUACACACUGGUGAUUUCAAUUGCCCCAUGGGAUUUAAUAUCGAGCUCGAGCCCAAGGACUGGAGGAAGCUGGUCAAGACUGCCCUGAAGACUGAGGUAUAUGGUGGGGGGAGCAACCCGAGACCGCUGCUGGAUCUGGUCAAAGAGAGUGAGGAGAGACAAGAGAUGUGGCACAGAGAUAGACAUGCAUGGAACGAGGAGAUGGAACAAUUGCAUCCUGAGAGGCAGGACAGUGAUCCAUCACAGGGAUGUGAGGCUUUGGGGGCUGAGCAUAUUCGGAAGACGAUUGAUAAUUUGAGGUGGGACUAA